This is a messenger RNA of Nerophis lumbriciformis (worm pipefish), 2034 nucleotides long. The record is from RefSeq and is a predicted model, not a curated record. NCBI's taxonomy places the organism in Eukaryota, Metazoa, Chordata, Actinopteri, Syngnathiformes, Syngnathidae.
GCACCGAUGAGAGAUCCAGUUUUCACAGGGACUGCAAUGGCUUAUCAUCCUUUUCACGCGCACCGGACGUCCGACUUCCCCAUGUCUGCCUUUUUAGCGGCCGCUCAGCCUUCCUUCUUCCCGGCGCUAACCCUUCCCCCUGGACCACUCACCAAGUCGAUCCCAGAACACAGUUUAGCUGGGGCGGAAACGGGACUUCACCCAGUGAUCAGCCACCACCAGGCGGCUCAACUCCGCAGCAUCAAAAGCCUGGAGCCCGAAGAGGAAGUAGAUGAUGAUCCCAAAGUUACGCUGGAAGCCAAAGAUCUUUGGGACCAGUUUCAUAAACUCGGCACAGAAAUGGUUAUUACCAAGUCCGGAAGGAGGAUGUUUCCACCGUUCAAAGUACGAAUAAAUGGACUUGAUAAAAAAGCUAAAUAUAUUUUGCUAAUGGACAUCGUGGCAGCGGAUGAUUGCCGCUACAAGUUCCACAACUCCCGCUGGAUGGUCGCGGGCAAGGCCGAUCCCGAGAUGCCCAAGAGAAUGUACAUCCACCCUGACAGUCCAGCCACUGGCGAGCAGUGGAUGGCAAAGCCUGUUGCAUUCCAUAAACUCAAGCUUACCAAUAACAUAUCAGAUAAACACGGAUUUACCAUUCUUAAUUCAAUGCACAAGUACCAGCCCAGGUUCCACAUCGUCCGGGCCAACGACAUAUUGAAGCUCCCUUAUAGCACAUUUAGGACCUAUGUCUUUCCGGAGACUGAGUUUGUGGCUGUGACAGCUUAUCAGAACGACAAGAUAACACAACUUAAGAUUGACAAUAAUCCAUUUGCAAAAGGGUUUAGAGACACUGGGAACGGAAGAAGGGAGAAAAGGAAGCAACUAACUAUGCCAUCGCUGCGAAUGUUUGAGGACCAGGGCAGGGAUGGCGUGGACUCAGAAGCUUCGAGUGAAACUCCGACUGCUCGAGACGCCGUUCACUCCCCGCUGGGAGCCGAUACAAGUCCGCUGGAGUUCAACAGGGCGAGUCUAGAUGAGAAAACAUGCACUGACAGUGAGCAGGAGUUUGACAAUCACGGUGAGCGCUGCACAAGCUCCAACAGCCUGGGGACUGAACCCAUGUCCCCCUAUAGCUCUCGGUUUGAGGAGAGGAGUAGGGAAAGACCUGAUAUGGAGAAGAAGGAUGACUCCACUUUCAGUAUCAGGAGCCAGGAUAAGGAUAAAGCAGGAAACAGGAAUCGGAAGGACACUGCAAAAAUGUUGAUGAAGGACCCUGAAGCCGGGAGCAUCAGUGCUGUCAAGGACACCUUCUCCCCACUAAUGGUCCAAACAGAAAGCCCUUCACACUUCAACCCAAGUCAUUUACAAAGCCUGGCACUGUCUGGUCUACACAGCCAGCAGUUCUUUAACCCUCUAAACAACGGAUCGCCACUUUUAUUUCAUCCAGGGCAGUUUGCCAUGACCCCUGGAGCCCUUUCUGCUAUGGGAAUGGGGCAUUUAUUGGCCUCUGUAUCUGGAGCGAGUGCUUUGGAAAAUAGCAACCUCUCUCCACACGGAACAGGAGGAUCCCCCAAUGCAUUCCCCUUCCAUUUCUCCCAGCAUAUGCUUGCUUCUCAGGGCAUACCCAUGCCUCAGUUUGGGGGGCUUUUUCCUUAUCCCUACACCUACAUGGCAGCAGCUGCAGCGGCAGCCUCAGCGCUCCCGGCAAGCAGCACGUCCAGCCCGCUCUGCAGAAACCCUUUCCUUGCCACAUCUCGACCACGGCUUCGCUUCAACCCCUACCAACUCCCGAUAUCUAUGUCUCAGAGCUCUAGCCUGCUCACGACCAACCUGCAAUGUAGCCUUAACUCAGGCUCGGAAUCAUCCAAAGCAUGCAGUAGGGAGACCAGUCCAGCCCUAGAACAUCACAGCUACAACAAGAAUGAAGGAUCCUGCGAAAGCGACACAUCCCCUAAAACAAAAGACUCUCCGAAUGAACUACAGAAUAUUCAGAGACUCGUGAGUGGCCUGGAGGGCCAGAGGGCACCGUCCCCAUCAGAAGAUUCGACGAAGUGA